UCUCAAUACAAACCUGCAUUUGGUGUUCCUGCGCUCUUCCGAGACGGACCGUCUCUGGCAGUGGUUUUUCUUUAAAAUAUAAGUUUUUUUUUUGCGUGAAAUGGCAACAUUGUGGACUUGUGUGUUUGUUUUAUUCAAUUGUUAUGUAUUUAGUGUUAGUGAUGAAGUUGAAACGACUAUAUCACCAGACACACCGAGGAUACCAUUUACAUGUGUGAUAGGGGCUGGCUAUUCUGGCCUAGCUGUAGCGAGGUAUAUGAAGGAGUUAGGCGUGAACUUCCGAGUGUUCGAAGCUUCUGGAAAUUUCGGUGGCCAGUGGAGGUUCGAUCCCAAAGUCGGCAAUGAUGAGUACGGCGUUCCAAUUUUCACCAGCACGUACAAAAAUCUUAGAACCAACACACCACGUCAAACUAUGGAGUACAGUGGAUUCCCGUUCCCUGAUUCAACGCCUACAUACCCAACUAACACCUGCUUCUAUAAAUAUUUGAAGUCUUUCGUGAAACAAUUCCAAUUGCUUGACAAUAUUCAAAUGCACAGCUAUGUUAGAUCCGUGAAAUGGGCAAAAAAUCAUUGGGACUUCACAUAUACAAAAUCGGAUGAAGGCAAAAAUUAUACAAUUCCUUGCGAUUUUGUAGUUAUCGCUAAUGGACAGUACGUUGCAACCAAAAUGCCAAAGGUCCCGGGACAGAAUGUAUUCAAAGGAAAAAUUAUGCACAGUCACGAUUACAAAGGUCCAGAUGCGUUCGUAGGAAAGAAAGUACUUUUAGUCGGCGCUGGAGCAUCCGGCUUAGACCUUGCGACGCAUUUGUCGAACGUCACAGAAAAAUUGGUACAUAGCCACCAUUUAAAUUACAACCAACCGGAUUUCCCCAAAACUUACAUAAAAAAACCUGAUAUGAAAACAUUCUUACCAAAUGGGGUCGUGUUUCAAGAUGGCACAAUGGAAGAAGUUGACGUCGUUAUAUGUUGUACAGGAUAUGAAUAUAGUCACCCGUUCCUUGACAAGAGUGCUGGCUUAACGGCUUCUGGUAAAUUUGUCUUACCACUCCACCAACAUAUUGUUAAUAUCAGACAUCCAUCUAUGACCUUCAUCGGAAUGGCAAGAGUGAUCAUCAAUAGAGUUUUAGAUGCGCAGGCAGAGUAUAUAGCUCGUUUGAUUGCUGGCAUGUUUAAGCUGCCAUCACAGGAGGAGAUGUUGAAGAUCUGGUUACAACACGUCUAUACCCUUCAAGAUAUGAAUAAGAAAAUUGUCGAUGUCAACAUAGUUGGCGAUCAAAUGGAUCAAUAUUUCGCUAACUUAACCCAAGAAGCUGGCGUCUCAAGAGCGCCGCCCGUCCUAACAGAAAUAAGGGAUUUCAACGCAAAAUAUCGUCUUGUAGAUUUACUUAACUACCGCGACUAUGAAUACGAGUUGACCGAUCCAUUCCAUUAUAGGAAAUGGUAUAACGGUGGUGGAACCAAGGGAUCACAAUGUCCUAUUGAUAUUGAAAGAAAAUAAAACAAGUAUUCCGUAUCCGAUAAAAUAACUUGAAAAUUAAUGUCAAUAGUCAUUGUUAAUUGUUUAAUAUGAGUCACGUAUCUUAGCCAUCUUGAAAGAGAUCCAGAACAUUCUAUACCGAACCGAUUGAUAAAAAGGUCGGUUACGGGUCUCAUUUUAAAUUAAAGAACGAGUAUUUAAAAUUGAAUCACAUUCAAGUUCAUCACAUCACAUCAUUCACAUCCAAAGAAAAUAUUUGUAUAAACAAAUAUUUUCUUUCGUGUGAAGGUGAUUGCGCUAUUAACAAGGUAGUGAUGUGUACAAUUCCAUUGUUAUUGUAUGAAUAAAUUAUAAUGAAGAUGUAAUUAAAUGUAGACUGUACUUAAUAGGAUUAUUAGUGACCGCAUUCUAAAUCUUCUGAAUUAAUUAGGUAGUUAGUAAUUUGCACGCUAGAAUAAUGCACUUUGUAUUUACUAGGUACUAUUAUUACAAUCAAGAUUGAUUUAUUUGCUUUAGUUCCAGCCAUUGUUCUCUUUUGUGUGAAUAAAGUUAAUACUUAAUCACUGUGAUGCUUAGGGGAUAGGUUGUGUUGUAUUUAAGAGCAAUAUAUUUUAUUAUAAUAGGUAUGUAAGAAUUUGCCAAAUUUAAAUAUCGAACGGAGGAACCAUGAAGGUGGAGAAUAUAC
Molecule: messenger RNA, 2162 nt
Organism: Zerene cesonia (dogface butterfly)
Lineage: Eukaryota; Metazoa; Arthropoda; Insecta; Lepidoptera; Pieridae
Gene: FMO1
Product: senecionine N-oxygenase-like
Exons: 9
Coding region: 101-1498 (465 amino acids)
Molecular function (GO): N,N-dimethylaniline monooxygenase activity; NADP binding; flavin adenine dinucleotide binding
Source: RefSeq, a predicted model, not a curated record